GCCUUCCCUACCGAGCCGCCCUGAUUCACGCGUCCACUCGCGCGCUGGCGCUUCGGACUCGUGCAGCAGCAAACCGUCGGUACCAGCGCGAGAUGUCUCCUUCAUCCAUAUAGCACCUAAAUCACCGCAAAAGCGGGUGUUAGACAUCCGGAACCGUGGAUAAUACCCGACCGCCCGAGGCUUCGCACAAACAUCAUCCGGGAGCUUUAUCUGGUCCGACUGAAGCGAAUCCAGACCUGUUUGCAUUAUAAUACGGAUCCCUUUGGCUUCUAAAUACAUGCUAAUUCGGACAAAAUAUUGUUGAAUUUUCGGUGCACGCGAAGAUAACCAUGGCGAGUGACUCUCCCGCGAGGGGUCUGGAUGAAAUCGACCUGUCUGCUUUGCGGGACCCGGCUGGAAUAUUUGAGCUGGUGGAACUUGUUGGAAAUGGAACUUAUGGACAAGUGUAUAAGGGACGACACGUUAAGACGGGCCAGCUCGCUGCUAUCAAGGUCAUGGAUGUCACGGGGGAUGAAGAGGAGGAGAUCAAAGCUGAGAUCAACAUGCUGAAAAAAUACUCUCAUCAUCGCAACAUCGCCACCUACUACGGUGCCUUCGUCAAGAAGAAUCCGCCCGGCAUGGAUGACCAGCUCUGGCUGGUGAUGGAGUUUUGUGGCGCUGGUUCAGUGACAGAUUUGAUCAAGAACACAAAAGGGAACUCUCUGAAGGAAGAGUGGACAGCAUACAUCUGCAGAGAAAUCCUCAGGGGUCUGACCCAUUUGCAUCAGCAUAAGGUCAUCCACCGUGACAUCAAAGGUCAGAACGUUUUGCUCACAGAAAACGCGGAGGUCAAACUAGUUGAUUUUGGUGUGAGUGCACAGUUGGACCGCACUGUCGGCAGAAGGAACACGUUUAUCGGCACGCCAUAUUGGAUGGCUCCAGAGGUUAUAGCCUGUGAUGAGAACCCCGAUGCCACUUACGACUUUAAGAGUGACUUGUGGUCUUUGGGAAUUACAGCCAUUGAAAUGGCAGAAGGAGCCCCUCCGCUGUGCGACAUGCAUCCCAUGCGUGCCCUCUUCCUCAUACCCAGAAACCCAGCACCCCGACUCAAGUCCAAGAAGUGGUCCAAAAAGUUUCAGUCAUUUAUUGAGAGCUGUUUGUUGAAGAAUCACAAUCAGAGACCCAGUACGGAGCAACUCAUCAAACAUCCCUUCAUCAAAGACCUCCCCAAUGAGAGACAGGUCCGAAUUCAGCUCAAAGACCACAUCGACCGAACCAAGAAGAAGAGGGGAGAGAGAGAUGAGACCGAAUACGAGUACAGUGGAAGCGAAGAAGAGGAGGAAGAGCGUGAUGUAGGAGAGCCAAGCUCCAUCAUAAACAUCCCUGGUGAAUCGACCCUGAGGCGGGACUUCCUGCGUCUGCAGCUGGCCAAUAAGGAGCGCUCGGAGGCGCUGAGGAGACAACAGCUAGAACAGCAACAGAAUGAGGAGCACAAGCGCCAACUACUGGCGGAGAGGCAGAAACGCAUCGAGGAGCAAAAGGAGCAAAGGAGGAGACUGGAGGAGCAACAACGACGGGAGAGAGAGCUCCGAAAACAGCAGGAGAGAGAGCAGAGGAGGCGCUAUGAAGAGAUGGAGCAGCUGAGGAGAGAGGAGGAGAGAAGGCACGCUGAGAGAGAGCAGGAGUAUAUCCGUCGGCAGUUAGAGGAAGAACAGAGGCAGCUAGAGAUCCUACAACAGCAGCUCCUUCAAGAACAAGCUCUCCUCCUGGAGUACAAGCGGAAGCAGUUGGAGGAGCAGCGGCAGGCCGAGCGGUUGCAGAGACAGUUGCAGCAGGAGCGGGCGUUUCUCGUCUCAUUGCAACAACAGCAGCAAGAGCCACGGCCCGGCGAAAAGAAACAACUGUACCACUACAAAGACUCUGUCAACCCCAGUGACAAACCAGCCUGGGCAAAAGAGGUCAUGAAGGGAGCUGAGAGUAACUCCCCUCGAAUCCCUCCCAAGAAGCAUCAUUCAUUUAACCACCCCGGAGAAAAACGUGUCCAGCAGCACCUCCAACUUGAGCAGAAACCCUCUUAUCAGCCCUCCAGGCCUCCCUCUUUCCCAGCAGCCUCCUCUUCCCAUUCCAGAGAGAUAGAGAUGGCUGGGGCUCAGCUCAGGCUAGUCAGCGGGGCUAACGUUCCUAGAAUCCGUGUGUCCUGUGAGCCGGAGGCGUCCGAGUUAGUCCGCUUGGCACAGCAGCUACACGAAGAGUCAAGAGGCCGCAAUCCCGGCCGUCCCAACAAAGGCCUCGAAAUAGAGAGGGAUGUUACGGUCUCAAAGGUUGAAGAGCGUUCCAAGAUGAACCGCCAGAGUUCUCCGGCUCUUCAGCACAAAGUGGCAAACCGGAUUUCCGACCCCUCCCUGCCCCCACGCUCCGAGUCCUUCAGCAGUGGAGGUAUACAGCAGGCCCGAACGCCACCCAUGCACCGCUCGGUAGAACCUCAGAUGGCCCACCUGGUUUCGGUGAAAUCUCAUGGCUCCUCAAUGACGGGAUCUCAGUCGCUCCAUGAUCAGUCAUCUCAGGGCGUCUCAGCCUUCCAGGAGGGUCUGUCUCCUCACCGACCCCCGAUGCCCCGUCAGAACUCCGACCCCACGUCGGAAACCCCAGCUCCACCGCCUCGCAUCAACAGCCGAGAUGACAAGUUUGACAGGAGCUCCUGGCUGAGACAGGAAGACGACGUCCCUCCAAAGGUCCCCCAACGGACCACCUCCAUAUCACCUGCGCUGGUGAGGAAAAAUUCCCCAGGUAAUGGGCCAGGUGGCCUGGGGCCAAGAACCGGAGCACAUCUGAUCCGAGCCAGUAACCCAGACCUGCGGAUUCCCAUGGAGUCGGCCCUCCAGAGAACCAGCAGCGGGAGUUCUUCCAGCUCCAGUACGCCCAGCUCGCAGGGCGGCUCCAGCGAGAGGAACCGGGUGGGAGGGUCCGGAAAGUCUGAAGGAUCUCUAGCAGUGUCCCAGGAACCCAAGACUAAAACCCAAGAGGAGAACAGGGAGGUGACCAGACCCAGCCGACCAGCGGACCUCACUGCUCUGGCCAAAGAACUCCGAGAGCUGCGAACGAAUGAAGACACCAACCGCCCGCCCAGGAAGGUGACGGAUUACUCGUCGUCCAGUGAGGAUUCAGAGAGCAGCGAGGAAGAGGAUGGAGAGGGCGGGGCUAAUGAUGGGACUGUGCCAGUCAGCGAUAUUCCACGUAUCAUGCCUUCUGCUGGCCAGAGUGGCAAUGACUCAUUGGGCAACCAGGAAGAUUCUCAUCCCAAUGAUUCAUUCUCCAAAAAUUCUCAAGACACCUCCCUGAUGAUGCGAGAGACGUUUGGGGAAAGAAAGCUCGGUCAUGCCGAGAGCAAUGGUUUUCCCGGUAACCUCAAUCUGCCUGAUCUAGUACAGCAAAGCCACUCCCCCUCGGGCAUGCCCGGUGAGGGCUCUGGGAGGCACUCUAGUGGGCAGGACCUGGACUCGGUGGCUGAAUUUGGGAUGGGGAGCGGAUCCAAAGCCUCCUUCACACCUUUUGUGGACCCACGUGUGUAUCAGACCUCCCCCACAGAGGAUGAUGAGGAUGCCUCGGGUCAUUUUGCGGAUGAACUCCUGAGGCACGAGCAAGAACAGGAACAAGCUCGAUUGAACGAGGCACGGAAAAUUUCAGUCGUUAACGUCAAUCCCACCAAUAUCCGGCCUCACAGCGACACCCCCGAAAUCCGCAAGUACAAGAAGCGUUUCAACUCUGAAAUCCUGUGUGCGGCAUUGUGGGGAGUAAAUCUGUUGGUAGGAACGGAGAAUGGACUCAUGUUACUAGAUCGCAGUGGUCAGGGAAAAGUUUACAAUCUCAUCAACCGUCGACGCUUUCAGCAGAUGGAUGUGCUGGAGGGUCUCAAUGUCCUGGUCACCAUAUCAGGUAAAAAGAAUAAACUGAGGGUCUAUUACCUGUCAUGGCUCAGAAACAGGAUACUUCACAAUGACCCCGAGGUAGAGAAAAAACAAGGCUGGAUUACGGUUGGUGACCUCGAGGGGUGUGUCCACUAUAAAGUCGUCAAAUAUGAAAGGAUUAAGUUCUUGGUGAUUGCUUUGAAGAAUUCAGUGGAAAUUUACGCCUGGGCUCCAAAACCCUACCACAAAUUCAUGGCUUUCAAGUCUUUUACAGAUCUUCCGCACAAGCCCCUGCUGGUUGACCUCACAGUUGAGGAGGGUCAGAGGUUAAAGGUCAUCUACGGCUCCAGCGUUGGUUUUCACGUGAUAGACGUCGAUUCUGGAAACCCGUACGAUAUCUACAUUCCGUCUCACAUUCAGAGCAGUGUUACCCCUCACGCCAUUGUGGUGCUUCCCAAGACCGACGGCAUGGAGAUGCUUCUGUGCUAUGAAGAUGAGGGGGUCUAUGUGAACACAUACGGCAGAAUCACUAAAGACGUGGUGCUCCAGUGGGGAGAGAUGCCCACCUCUGUUGCUUACAUCCACUCCAACCAGAUCAUGGGCUGGGGAGAGAAAGCCAUUGAGAUCCGCUCCGUGGAAACGGGACACCUCGACGGAGUUUUCAUGCACAAGCGAGCUCAGCGACUGAAGUUCCUUUCGGAGAGAAACGAUAAAGUGUUCUUUGCCUCGGUCAGAUCAGGAGGCAGCAGCCAAGUUUUCUUCAUGACCUUGAACAGAAACUCCAUGAUGAAUUGGUAAUUCGUCCACGCCCUCCCCUGCAUUGUGUCUGUGGAUCUUUUCUACUUUAUUGAAAAGUGUGGAAAAAUGGAAAGACAGGCAGAAAAUCCAGGUGUGCUGGACAAUCUGGCAGACGGCGAGCAGAACAAAACUUUCCCGGGUUCUUUCUCAGAAGAGUCAAAGACGAUCGAACUCAACUCCACAGCCAAAAUCUGGAAGCUGCCAUAAACAAAGAGGUUCCAAAAAAGAACAACCGGUCUGCGUUAUUUUUUACGGCUCUUUCGUUGAUGUAUGUGGGGUUCUGAUGUUUUUGUCAUUACAAAUAUGUAUCUAGAGUCUUCUGGAGGAGAUUAGUAAAAGACUGAAAUUACAGGACCCUCAGAAUAGAGUGAAUAUUUAAGCAAGUGAUUUGUACUGUUAAGACACUUUUGACACAAUAAUUCAACGUCAGUUUAAACCUCCCUCGCGGGAUGCGAUUUGUGCGAUCCAACAUCUACACCCCAGACUUUGUGGGCAUAUUUCAUUCUUUGUUUUUAGAACGAAUCUUUUUCAUGUUUCAGCUCGGAAUGCACACAGACGUUUGUGACACGUCGACGUCAUCCCAAUGUGUGAAUUUAACUGAUAAUUUAAGACUUGUAUGAUACUUGAUUCAUGACAUUAUAUUGGAGCAGACACACUUUUGGGCUGUACACAAAAUGCCUUAAAUAUGAAAUUGCAAUGCUGCUCGGUUUAAUUUUUUAGGUCCAUUUUGAUGUGUGUGCGUGUUUAUGUAAAGAAGGGAAAAUACUGCUAUUAGAUGGAAAUUGAUGCCUGUUUGUAAUGGAAAUAUGCAUGAUCCUCUCAUGAUCCUAAACAGUCAUGAUGUGCAUUCCUAGUUAUGUGCUAAAGUUCUGUAGUAUUUAAGAUGCGGUUGAAGUUUGUGUUCGUGCACUGUUUCUUGCACUCAGGGAGAUGGUGCUGUAGAUCAGACUUCUGUAGAAUGAACUUAUUUUAUUUUUCAUUGUCUAUCAAACAAACACAUUGUGAGCAUUUGAUAUUAGUGUUUUUUUUUUUUAUGGCAACAUGCACUGGUGCGUGAAUGUCCACAUAACGCAAGACAUUUAAAAAGUAAAUCUUAUCUGCAGGAACGACUCUUUGUAAAAAUUCACAGGGCAGAUCUAUAAAUACUACAGAGCUUUGUAAUGAAACAUCAAAAAGUACAUUACUAUUUCAUUGAGUCUCACAAUAGCUGUUAGUGUGUGUGUGUAGAUAUGUGUAUGAUUGGAUGAAUGAUGCAAAGUUUUCCACGAACAAAACAAAAAAACUAGUUGUGUUGUCAUCAACAUACCAGCAGUUUUUAAAUAGUUAAGGAACGAGGGAAACAUGCCUCCCCGUGUCAUUUAGAUAAGAAUGUUUUCUAUUUACAUUUAUUUUCGCACAACUCUCAGCAAAGUGCAAUAACGGCCGAGGGACGGCGAGUAAAGUCCUCACUGUUCCUCAUGAUGGAUCUUUAAUCUCCAACUAUUUAUAGAGGGACGUUCACAGACCGUCUGUAAAUAUCCACUUCCUGCGGUGAGAGAGGAUCUUGCUUCUGAAAUGAAUGCAUUUGAAACUGUGAGGGUGUGACAGAAAUGUGUGAUGUUUUAUCCCAAUGUGUCACAAAUGUGCACCUAAUUUUGUGUGAAUCACAUGAAUCGGUGAACUGAACGGUAGUGUUUUGUGAGAGCUUCCCUUUGGGCUACCUCGAUUCUGUUCACCUGUUAGGGUUCAGUUUUCUGACCACGAGGUAGAGAAAACCUCUAUGUAAGUGAAACGAUAUAAGGCAAUAUUUAAGAUUGAAGGGACAAAUAUUUCUUCUCUGAGGGUGUUUUAAGUCUUUUGCAAUUCAACAUAUAGACCAGUGAAUUUUUCCAAAGUAAUUUCAAUUAGCUCAAUAAUUGGCUUUGAAUAUGUACUUAUUAAUGUAAAAAUGGCAAUGUUGUCAUGUGUAGAUUCAGAGGUGACUUGAGUGUAGAACAUCAGAAAAAUUCUUCCAAAAGAAAAAAAGUAGCCAAUUCAAGCCUAAUCUUAAUGUUAAUAGAGAUCCUUCUAAAUGACAUAGCAUUCUAUAAAAAUACAAGAAACAAGUUCCUUAAUAAUAUACUUUCAUUUGUAUAGUUUUAUACAUUUCCACUGCUGUAUGGAAUGGCAAUAGUGUGUAGAAUUCACAAUGUCACACAACUGGAAACUUUUUUUGUUAUACAAACUGUGAACUGAGUAUGGAUGUGUGUGCAGGAUUGAUGUCUCCCCUGUAGUUAUGGGGUCUUCCCAUCAACUUUAUCAACACAGAUGUAAACUGUGAGGUUGGUUGAUCUGUUUAUUAUCUUAUGCACCACCUCCAAGGUGGUUGCUUUGUGUAGAUAGGUUUUUGACGUGUGACCUUAUUUUUACAUUAACUGGAAAUUGAUACAGUAAGUACAUCCUUUAGCCUGAAUCUGUUGUUUUAUUUCUCUUUCUUUUAGUAUUUUGUGUAUUAAACUUUUAAGAUUUAUAGCACAACUGCGUAUUCCGGAUAUUGGUUAUUUUUAUGGUUGCUGCAAUUUGUGCGUGUGUGGGAGUGUGUUUUAUUCUUUAGGCCUGUAAAACCACCAAUAAAGAAACGAAAACGGGCAUGUUCACAUUAAAAUGAGGAAUGGUGAGCUGUAACUGGACAUACCAUUUUUGAUUUUCAUAUUUCAUAAUGUGCUACCAUGAAGUUCAUAUUAAAUGUUAGGUUGCGCUAUUUUUUAAAUACAUUUUUGUAGGCUAUGAGAAUGGGUUUUUCCAUGUAACUAUAAGUGUAGCCUGGGCUUCUAAGAGAUUCUGAUCUCAUUUAAUCCGUGCCUAGUCCAUAAUGUUUUUUAGUUCAUUGCUUUCGAUUUCGAUUACAGUACAUGAUGUAAAUCACAACAAUACCAAAAUGCCCUCCUGUCAUCCAACCCACAAAAGAGCUGUAUCAUCUGAACUGAAUAUUCUGUGGAUAUGGAACUUUUUUAAACCCAGUUUUGCUUGAUAUUUUGAUCCAUUUUAUUUAUUGUAUUUUACAGUGCUGAAAUGCUGGUAUCUCAUUGUAUUAAGAAAAUUUUAUUAAGUUUAAUUAGUGAAUUAGUUUGUCUUAAAGAAUUUUGAAAUCUGUACUAUCAUGACAAAGAUGCUUUACUACGAGUGCUUCAUUUAAACAACUCUUAGUUUAAACUGUUUUUACACUUCAUUUUAUAGUUAGUUUUAUUUUUUAAGCAACAUUGUUAUGCCCAAUUAUCCGGCUAAAUACAUCCCCCUUAUUAUUGCAAAACAUUUUAAAAUAGUUGUUUGUAAAAGUAUUUUGGUUGUGUUAACGCACAUGUUCAUGUUAGAGGAUCCUACAGAGGAAAAUUGCAUAUCAAAUAGCUGGUUGGAGGAUCAGUCUAGAAAAGCUAGGCUAUUAGCAAUAAUAAGCAUUUUUUAUGUUGUCAGACUUCAUGUUGGACCUUUUUUACUUUGGCUGUAUAAUAAUAUAGCUUGAGUUUAUUCCUAUUCAAAUAGAGUUCAAAGAUUCUGAAUGAAAACUAAAUGAAAUGGAAACAUGGAACAUAUUUCAAGCCCAGCGUGUUCACUUGUCUCCCAAAACCAUGAUUUUUUCUUUGGUUUUUUUUUUAAAUAAAUUGACACAUCAAACCAGA
Triplophysa rosa is the source of this 8317-nucleotide messenger RNA. It is a transcript of the gene tnikb, whose product is annotated as TRAF2 and NCK interacting kinase b. The record is from RefSeq and is a predicted model, not a curated record. Gene Ontology annotation, biological process: protein phosphorylation. The transcript is spliced from 33 exons. Gene Ontology annotation, molecular function: ATP binding; protein kinase activity. Lineage: Eukaryota; Metazoa; Chordata; Actinopteri; Cypriniformes; Nemacheilidae. The coding region runs from base 330 to 4682 and encodes 1450 amino acids.